AUGGCGCUCGUCCACCGCCGCCGCCAUCCCAACCUCCGUCUCCCAGAAAUCUCCGACCACCGUCCUCGUUUCCCUGUCCCCCUUCCUUCUAACAUCUACAAACAAUCAUCCUCCGCCGCCUGUGACACCCUUGCUCCCGCUGACUUCGAGAAACUCGCCGUCCUCGGUCACGGCAACGGAGGCACCGUCUACAAAGUCCGCCACAAAGUCACCUCCACUAUCUACGCUCUAAAAGUCAACCACAACGACUCCGACCCCACCACGCGCCGCCGUACACUAGCUGAAAUCAACAUCCUCCGCCGCGCCACAGAUUGUCCUAACAUCGUUAAAUUCCACGGUUCCUUCGAGAAACCCACCGGCGACAUCGCGAUUCUGAUGGAGCUUAUGGACUCAGGCAGCCUCGAAACCGCUCUCAAAACAAACGGAACAUUCUCCGAAUCAAAACUCUCCGAAGUAGCGCGUGAAGUUCUCAACGGCUUAUCGUAUCUCCACGCGCGUAACAUAGCACACCGUGACAUUAAACCUUCGAACAUCCUCGUUAACAACAAAAACGAGGUUAAGAUAGCAGAUUUUGGUGUUAGUAAAUUGAUGGGUCGCACGCUUGAAGCAUGCAACUCUUACGUUGGCACGUGUGCUUAUAUGAGUCCGGAACGGUUUGACCCGGAAGUUUAUGGCGGGAACUAUAAUGGUUUUUCAGCUGAUAUAUGGAGUUUGGGUUUAACCCUAUUUGAACUUUAUGUGGGUCAUUUUCCUUUUCUUCAAUCGGGUCAACGACCCGAUUGGGCUAUGUUGAUGUGUGCGAUUUGUUUCUCCGAUCCACCGAGUCUACCCGAUACCGCUUCAUCGGAGUUUCGAGGCUUUGUUGAGUGUUGCCUUAAAAAGGAAUCCGGUGAGCGGUGGACGGCAGCUCAAUUAUUGACCCAUCCGUUUUUGUGUAAAGAAAUGGAUAGUUGUUAA
This is a messenger RNA of Vicia faba (fava bean), 957 nucleotides long. The record is from the annotation of a GenBank genome assembly. Lineage: Eukaryota; Viridiplantae; Streptophyta; Magnoliopsida; Fabales; Fabaceae.